This is a messenger RNA of Epinephelus moara (kelp grouper), 2467 nucleotides long. RefSeq names its product growth arrest-specific protein 2 (gene gas2a). Lineage: Eukaryota; Metazoa; Chordata; Actinopteri; Perciformes; Serranidae. Gene Ontology annotation, cellular component: actin filament. Gene Ontology annotation, biological process: actin crosslink formation. The transcript is spliced from 8 exons. The record is from RefSeq and is a predicted model, not a curated record. Gene Ontology annotation, molecular function: microtubule binding; cytoskeletal adaptor activity; actin filament binding. Bases 271 to 1296 code for a protein of 341 amino acids.
AACUUCCCUCCCAUCAGCAGCAGCAGCAGCGUGUUGUGAGUGCAGCCUCCGUGUGUGUGCAUGUGUGUGUGUGUGCAGUCAGAUCCUUGUGCAAAUGCGCAGUGAGAAAGACCUCCCCGGUCCACAUUGGUUCAGUGUUUUGGAGCCUAACCUGUGGGUCGGUGCACCGCGGUGAAAAAGCAUGAACGCUGGGAUCCAGCAGCUCUCAGGACGAGUGAGAGGAAGGUGCGCACCAACGAGCUGAACCCUGAGGGCCGUCAGUAGGGAACAAUGUGCAGCUCCCUGAGCCCCAAACAGCCCAGUGGCCCCGGCCUCACAGAUAUGCAGCAGUAUCACCAGUGGCUGGCCAGUCGACAUGAAGCCAGCCUGCUGCCCAUGAAAGAAGACCUGGCUCUGUGGCUCACUAAUAUUCUUGGUCUGGAAAUCACCGCCGAGAGCUUCAUGGAUCGCUUAGACAAUGGCUUCCUGUUGUGCCAGCUGGCUGAGACACUACAGGAGAAGUUCAGGCAAAGUAACGGAGACCUGCCUGUCUCUGGCAACAGCAAGCAGAGUAUUCCCCAUCGGAGGAUACCAUGUCGGCAGAGCGCUCCCUCCGGUUCUUUUUUUGCACGGGACAACACAGCUAACUUCCUGGCCUGGUGUCGCAAGGUUGGAGUUGGAGAAACAUGCCUGUUUGAGUCAGAGGAUUUAGUUCUUCAUAAGCAGCCACGAGAGGUGUGCCUCUGUCUUUUAGAGCUGGGACGGAUAGCAUCAAGGUACAACGUGGAGCCUCCUGGCCUUAUAAAACUGGAGAAAGAGAUUGAACAAGAAGAAACAGCACCUCCACCACCUCCAUCACCUGUGUCCCCAGCUCAGCCCCUCCCUCCAUCUCCCUCUGUAUCUCCCUCCCCGUCUCCUUCACCGUCUCCUUCCCCUUCUCCGACUCCUACCAAAGUCAGCUCCAGCAAGAAAAGUACAGGGAAGCUGUUGGAUGAUGCUGUAAGACAUAUCGCUGAUGAUCCUCCCUGCAGAUGUCUGAACAAAUUCUGUGUAGAGAGACAGUCACAGGGUCGAUACCGUGUUGGGGAGAAGAUGCUUUUUAUCCGGAUGCUGCACAACAAGCACGUGAUGGUGCGUGUCGGCGGAGGCUGGGAGACCUUUGAGAGCUACCUGCUGAAACACGACCCGUGCCGCAUGCUCCAGAUCUCCCGGGUGGAGGGCAAGACGUCCCCUGUCAGCAGCAAGUCCCCCAACAUUAAGGACCUCACCCCUGACAGCUACCUGGUGGUGGCAGCCCACUACCGCAGCAAGAAGUGAAGAGGUCAGACUGUAAUGUGCCAUCAAUUAACGGACAUUGUUUACUCCCUAAUGGACGUGGCAAUAUAACAUAUCCCUGUUCUUACAUAAAAUAUGUCUACAGACACAUGGGAAGCAGAGAGUUCAGUCAAGUAGGUGUUUGUGAACACAUUAGCAGGCCUUAACAAUAUACUUUAUUCAGUUUACAGAACUGAAAAGUAUGCCAAUCAUUACAAUAUAAUUACAAUUUAGUGGAUCAGGUAUGUGGCUACGGACCUGGCUGUAUUUGUACGUUGUAUGUUAAACACUUCUGGAUGAAAUUGAGUAGGUGGUGGAGGUUUCAGGGCCUUUAAGAAGCUAGUCUUCAUGGCAACCUGGUUUUUGUGAUAGUAGAAAGCAAGUAGAUAUUUUCAGUGAAGGCAAUGUAUUGGUUUCCCUCCCAUUUUAAUUUGCCAUUUAUCUGAUAUUGUUACUCUUAACUGUGUUACAGUGCUUUUAAUACAUGGAUGGCUCCUGUAGUCACCACACUCAAGUUGCAAAUUAAACUUUAACUAUAACAUUAGAAGAAUAAGUCCAAAGACAUGCCAUUUACCAAAUCUUUACAUGAUAGUCCACUGUGUAGUAAUCUUAGAAAAACUGCCAAAUCUCCCCUAGAAACCAAACAUGAGUCAUGUUAUGGCUUUUUCUUUACGUUGUACUUUUUUACUAGGUUAAUUCAAAUUAAAGCAAUGCUUAGAUUGUUUACACGUUGAAUAACUAUUCUAUCAAACGCAUUUUUAUACUCUUAUCAUUUUAUAAUUAUUCAUUAUUAGGACAGCUCCUGUUUUAUAUGAUUUUACUGUAAGAACAUGGACAAUCACUUGUACAAGAUGCAGUACAAUCAGAAACUUGUUGAUUUAUGAUUGAUAGUAGAGCAGAUUUACUCAUUUGAGAUGCUGCAGUUCUUCAAUUUGUUGUAUGUUACUGACCUCUAGAGGUAGUGCAAUCAUUGAAACUUGAUCAUCUGUUCAGUUUCUUACACUUAAUACAUUCACAUUAUCAUUCAAUGUAUUAAUUUGUGCGACUGUUACCCUGGAAAAUCAUAUGUGAGUUUGUGUGAGGUCACUUUCUAUGCAAACAGGCUUGUAUGUGAAGUACAUACGUCCAAUUUCUGUUAGAGAUGUACAUUUUCAAUAAAUUCUCAAAACUUCAA